AUGGCAUCUGACGAUCACCGUGUGGCCGACUUGUUGCCAUCCCUACAACCACCUGUUUCACCUCAGCGACCCAACAUCCCUACACUCCCGCCACGUGUCAUCUUCACUGCCCCAUCACAAGACCCGUCGUCAUCGCACAAGACACAACAGUGGAUCUCGACCACCCACGUGUACCCGGCAGCAUGGCCGCGUUCUCACGUACGCUCGGCCAAGUCCGAUAUCUACGAUGCCAAGAUACCGAGCACCUAUAGUCUUGGUCCGUUGCCCUCUGAUCCACAAGCAGCAAAGGCAGAACAGCGAAGGCGUAGAGAAGCAGACUUUGCACACUGGCUUGAGGUAUGUGGCGGCAAAGAUCCUGAAGACCAACGGAAUAUCAUGCGCUCUUUGCGCAAUUCAUGUUUGAAGUCGGGCCACACUGCAAGGAUCACCGAAGCAAGGAAGGCGAACGAAGUACAGCUCUGGAACGUUGUAAAUCGUAUCGUCCCAGCCUCAUUGGACCAAGAGGUCACAGCAAGCGCAGCAAACCAAGACACACGAGAAGGCAUCACGUUGAUUCUCGCUCAUGCAAACGGAUUUCACAAGGAGAUCUUUGAGCCGGCGGUCGCAGCGCUCAUCAAAAAGCUUCAGACCGAGGCCGUUCGUGGCAAGUACAGGAUAGACGAGAUUUGGCUCUUUGACUGUACCCACUCAGGUCAAGCGGCGAGUAUCAACCGCAAUGUUCUCGGUGACAUUGUCAGUUGGGCAGAUCAUCCACGCGAUAUGAUCAAGUUUCUCGAAAACUACCUUCCCGAAACACCCUCUCAUCCUUCCGCUCCGCCAGCAUGGCUCCCCACUUUUCUCCCCUCGCAUAAAGCUUUGUUACCCAACUCGAAGCGUCGUCUUGUUGGGCUUGGCCAUUCGUUCGGCGGCGCAUCGCUCACCUUUGUCGUCCACGCACGGCCAGGCAUGCUAGAAGGACUCAUCCUCGUCGACCCAGCCAUCCCUCAAUGCGAUAACGAAGAGCGCUUCCAAUUCCACAACCUUCCCAACGAAGUAUGGCCUGCGCUCGACCAAGUUCCACUCUCCCGAGGUGCCAUUGCACGCAAAGACACGUUUGACUCGCUUCCCGACGCACGAGCAUACUUUGAAUCCAAACCCUUCUUCCAAGCAUGGGACAAGCGCGCGCUCGAUCUUCAUCUUCGAUUCGGCCUUCGACCGUCGGUGGUUCCCCUGACGCGUGCCUUAGCUGCAGACGAUUUGCCCGAUAAUGACCUCAAACGCACCCCUCUCGAGCUCAGCAAUACAAAGUGGCAUGAGGCGGCCGCUUUCUGCACGACGUGGAUGGGAUGGUGGGGACGAAAAGGCAUGCUCGCCACAAAUCACGGUGCGUGGAUCGGGAUGGUGAAUAUGCAAAAUGGCUUUGACAACGUGUCUCUGGCGACCGAGAUCGAGCGCCUUGAUCGUGGGAUUAGCUUCACGAUCAAGGGCAACCACCUCGUAGCCCAAGAAAAUCCCGAGGCACUAGCAGAUGCUCUUGUCGACGUUCUAGAGGCGCAGUCGAGCCCGCAAAAGCUGAAAGAGGAAAAGCUCCGUCGACAAGUUGGAAAAACAAAACUAUAG
Molecule: messenger RNA, 1599 nt
Organism: Mycosarcoma maydis (corn smut)
Lineage: Eukaryota; Fungi; Basidiomycota; Ustilaginomycetes; Ustilaginales
Exons: 1
Coding region: 1-1599 (532 amino acids)
Source: RefSeq, a predicted model, not a curated record